GACUGGGCGUGGCGUGGCGACAGUUUACAGCAGUAGGUGUUCAUACCUGUCUUUGAACUGGAAAUUUCAAGCUUUCGCCAUCUUGGGUUCAGUCAUAAGUCCUUUCUUUCUGCGGUGAAGACUUUAAACUUGAUUUCUUUGUGUUGCUUUGAAUUUGAAGGAGCCCGAAGCCACGAUGCAAGCGAUCAAAUGUGUAGUUGUUGGAGACGGUGCUGUUGGUAAAACCUGCUUGUUGAUCAGCUAUACUACAAAUGCUUUUCCGGGGGAGUAUAUUCCGACAGUAUUUGAUAAUUAUUCUGCAAAUGUUAUGGUUGAUGGCAAACCUAUAAAUCUUGGCUUAUGGGAUACAGCAGGACAAGAGGAUUAUGACCGACUGAGGCCACUUUCAUAUCCACAAACUGACGUCUUUUUAAUCUGCUUCUCUCUAAUAAGUCCAGCUUCCUAUGAAAAUGUUCGAGCAAAAUGGUUCCCAGAAGUCAGCCAUCAUUGUCCUAAUACACCAAUAAUUUUAGUUGGCACCAAACUUGACUUGCGAGAUGACAAGGAAACUAUUGAAAAACUGAAGGAGAAAAAGCUGUCACCUUUAACGUAUGCGCAAGGCUUGCAGAUGGGAAAAGAAGUGGGUGCCGUGAAAUACCUGGAAUGUUCAGCUCUUACGCAAAAGGGACUAAAAACAGUUUUUGAUGAGGCAAUCAGGGCAGUGCUUUGCCCUCAACCGAAGAAGACAAAGAAAAAAGGAGGAUGUCAGCUACUAUAAAUUUCCGAUCAUGUUUGAACACCAGACUGCAAUUUGUGUGUAUAGUUUCUGCUUUUAUCUGGACAGUUGCUAGUCCUGAUACUCUGGGAGAGGGGUGCUCCCUUAUAUGGGUUAUAUAGAUUAAGUGUGGCCCCAAAGGGUAUGGUUUUUAGGCCAUUUUUG
Orbicella faveolata is the source of this 919-nucleotide messenger RNA. Its product is annotated as ras-related C3 botulinum toxin substrate 1. The record is from RefSeq and is a predicted model, not a curated record. Gene Ontology annotation, biological process: small GTPase-mediated signal transduction. Lineage: Eukaryota; Metazoa; Cnidaria; Anthozoa; Scleractinia; Merulinidae. Gene Ontology annotation, molecular function: GTP binding; GTPase activity.